This is a messenger RNA of Penicillium mononematosum, 501 nucleotides long. RefSeq lists its product as uncharacterized. NCBI's taxonomy places the organism in Eukaryota, Fungi, Ascomycota, Eurotiomycetes, Eurotiales, Aspergillaceae. Bases 1 to 501 code for a protein of 166 amino acids. The record is from RefSeq and is a predicted model, not a curated record. The transcript has a single exon.
AUGCUGCCAACUAUGCUGCCUUAUGGCACUAUGUCAGCUUUCCAUCCAACUAAGCUAGAGGCUACUCAAUACACUCGCGAAUCCAUGUCUCCCAACCUACCAGAGCUUGUCUCUUCCCUUGAAAAUUUGACAGCAAUGGACGCCUCUCAAUACCGUUUGAAUGAUAUAGCAGAUGACUUUUCCACUACCAUGCCUUUCUCUCCCGACAACACAUGUACUGGAUUUGAUUUUAGUGAUUUCUCGCAGUUUCAGACAAUGGAACGCGCUCAAUUCCCAAGUGAUAAUGACCUGAUGGGCACACAAUAUGUUAAUGGCAUUGGAUCUAGCUUCAUUGUCGAUGAGUAUGCUGCCCAUGGCGAGAUGGAUCCGAAAUCCAACCACCAACUCCACAGAGAUAUCAAAUCCGAUUCUACAGCGGGAUUCCCUGCCGAGAAUCCAAGCUGUGACAAUAAAAAGUCUCGAAAAGGAUCCUUUCAUCUUGAGGAGUGUGAAAAGAGGUGA